GGACUGUGAACACUGUCACUUUCAAAUAACAUCGUGAUGUAUUGACAACGCGGAAACAGUGGAAACUGUCUGGUUUUGCAGCCAAGCUGUAAUCAGCACCACUUCGUCAUUGUGGAUUAUAGUGCUUUCAACAAACGAAGAUGAUGGAAGAUUCUCUUCCUUUAAAGGCAAGUUGGGGUGUUGAAGCCAAGGCGAUGCAGCAGUGUCUCACAGAUAUAUUCACCAGCGUCUACACUACUUGUGACAUCCCGGAAAACGCCAUUUUUGGCCCUUGUGUUUUGAGCCAUACAUCCCUGUAUGACAGCAUUGCUUUCAUUGCUCUGAAAUCUACAGACAAGCGAACUGCACCUUAUAUCUUCAGAGUGGACACGUCGGCCGUGAGCGGGUCCUCGGAGGGCCGAGUGUGGCUGCGUCUGGUCCAGUCGGCCCGGGACGGGGAGGAGCAGAACCUGGAGGCCUACGUGAAGAACGGGCAGCUGUUCUACAGGUCCCUGCGGAGGAUCGGGAAGGACGAGGAGCUGCUGGUGUGGUACGGGAAAGACCUGGUGGCUCUGCUCCUGCUCAGCUCCAGCAGGGCCCACGCCAGAAGCAAAGGGGCGCCCCCUUACGUGUGCCAGGACUGCAACCAGCGCUUCCAGUUUGAAUUCCCGUUUCUGGCUCAUUCGCGGUUCUGCUGCACUAAGGGGCUGUAUCACAUGAACCGUGCGGAUGGGGAGUGUGAAGACAGGCCUGAGUGUGCUGACCCGACUCCCCCUCGCUCCAGUCCUGAGCCCCUCAGACCGGCCCACAGGCGCCCCAGCUCACAGGACGCCAAGCCUGCCACAGACUUCCACAACCUGGCCCGGGAUCUGGAGAACAACAGAGUCCGGCCGCCCAGCAACAGGGAGGCUGAGAUCCGGAGCGGCAGCAAGAGGAAGUACUCUGAGGAGGAGGAGGAGGAGGAGGAGAACAGGAGCAGGAGCUCCUCUAAAUCCCCCGUGUCCAAGGAGGAUUUAGAGCGCCCGGCCCAACAAUGCAGGGAGGUGCUUGGCUCGGGGGAGAACAGACGGGCCUUCCCCCCGCCCGGCCCUGAGCCCGGGGGACAGAAGAGGAGCGCGUUCACAGAGGUCAGGAAGGCUUCAGACGGCCCGCAGCACAGGGACACGGGCAGGCUGAGCGCUCACAGGCCGGUCCUGACGGAGACGCAGCCUCGCUGUGGCCCCGAGGGCCCCGCCCCGGGCAGCGCGUUCAGCUCCGUGCCCCGCCCCAUCGGCAGCCCCGACAGGAAGAGCGCUUUCAGCCAGCCGUGCCUCCCCUCCCACCGGCUGUCCCCGCUGGAGCUCUCCUCCAAACUGCUCCCCUCCGUGCCCUGCCCGGGGAGACUCUACCAGCCCGACCCCCUCCUCUCCAGGCUGCACAGCCAGGACCUGCUGGCCCACGCCGGCCCCAAGCAGAGCCCCUUCCUCUUCACCACGCCGUUCUGGCCCAAGGCCUCCGGGGCGAUGGCCGUGCAGCUGCCCCCGGCGCUGACGCUCCUGCCCCCGUCCUUCACCUCCCUCUGCCUGCCCGCGCAGAACUGGUGCGCCAAGUGCAACGCCUCCUUCCGCAUGACCUCCGACCUGGUGUACCACAUGAGGUCGCACCACAAAAAGGAGUUCGCGGUGGAGCCGCUGGUGAAGAGGAGGAGGGAGGAGAAGCUGAAGUGCCCCAUCUGCAGCGAGGCCUUCAGGGAGAGACACCACCUCUCACGCCACAUGACCUCCCACAACUGAGUCUGAUGUCACGGCAGAUUGUGACGGAACUGGGCAUACGCUACGAAUGCACAUGCUUUCACUGUCUAGAAACACUUUUCAAAAGAUUUCACAUAUUGUAUGCAAAUUAAUUUUUGACAUAAAUAUGUCUAUUUCUCAUAUGAAGCACUUGGUGUCUGGAAAUAAAGGGAAGAUGGUAUAUGUACAGUAAAUGCUAUAUUAAAUGGAAAAUGGAGAAUUACGUUUUUCAUUUUAAAUAUGAAAAUGUUACAGUAUGGACAUUAAACAUUUUUGUCUCUGAUUACACAGGAAGUGCAUGCCAUAUAAUGGAUUUUUAAAUGCAGCAUAUAAUGUAGACUAUAAAUACCUGUUUUUGUUGAAUACAAUAUUGAAUAUUUUGUGUCAGUAAGAAAUUGUUCACUGUUCCUUUUUCUGAAAUUUAUAAUACAUUGCAGUAUAAUGUAUUCAGUGUGUUGAAUGCCUGACAAUAAAACAGCUUUAUU
Messenger RNA from Conger conger (European conger), 2233 nucleotides. Its product is annotated as PR domain zinc finger protein 8-like. Gene Ontology annotation, cellular component: nucleus. Lineage: Eukaryota; Metazoa; Chordata; Actinopteri; Anguilliformes; Congridae. The coding region runs from base 141 to 1751 and encodes 536 amino acids. The transcript has 4 exons. Gene Ontology annotation, biological process: regulation of DNA-templated transcription. The record is from RefSeq and is a predicted model, not a curated record. Gene Ontology annotation, molecular function: protein binding.